GAAACAAUUCACCAGCAUGUCAACUUCACCAUACACAACAAUAUCAGCAUGGUGUUUUACAAAGAUGCAAACUUCAGGGAGAUUAUUUCUGGUAACCCACUACAUGCCCAUGUUGGAGAUCAAGUCUAUGCUAAGGUGUACACCACUGUACCGGAUUGGAACAUUAAACUGCGUUUGCACACUUGCUACAUUAAACCUCCACAGACCUCAGAUUCGUCUAUGGACUUCUUCCUCAUUAAAGAUGGAUGUGAGACAGACACCAACACACACAUCAUCUCCCAAUCAGCCCACGAAACGACAUUCGUAUUCCAGGACUUUGAAUAUUCAACUAACCGCGAAGGACUUGACAUUCUUUGCAAUGCUACAUUUUGCGAAACUACUGACUAUUCACCAAAGUGUACUCAAAGAUGUCAUUCCAACCCGAUUGUUAUGGGGUGA
Molecule: messenger RNA, 438 nt
Organism: Mya arenaria
Lineage: Eukaryota; Metazoa; Mollusca; Bivalvia; Myida; Myidae
Product: CUB and zona pellucida-like domain-containing protein 1
Exons: 2
Coding region: 49-438 (129 amino acids)
Cellular component (GO): cell surface
Source: RefSeq, a predicted model, not a curated record